GUCGUGAGUCCCGCGGAAACGAAGAGAUGGCAGCUUGGCUUAGAAGAAAGAUUCGGGGAAUUUUACUUGAUAUAUCUGGCGUUCUUUACAACUCAGGCGAAGGAGGAGGAGAGGCUAUACCGGGAUCUGUUGAAGCCGUGGAAAAGUAAGCCUUACGUUAAGACUUAAGACUCCGGCUCACUGCGGCUCAGGCUCCCGGAACCCAACUUAUGAGAGCAGAAGGAGGAAAUUAACCACCAUCAUACUUAAGUUUGCUUUUUAUGUUGAAAUCAAACUUACUGUUUUUCAUGUUUCAAGACGACCACCAAAAAAACAUGCAGCUCCAGCUUUAAAGUGAUAUGUAACUUCCAGUCAUUGUCCAGUAACCAUAAUGCACUUAUCAAUUGAAACCCCGACCCCCCCCACCCCGGGCCAAGGUGGGGAUUUGACUUGACAUCAUUACAAAUCGUAGCAAACUCCCACCCUACUGGGGCAUAUUGACUGGUAAAACCCCCACCCAGGUGGGGAAACCUUUUUAAUUCCCUGACUGACUUUAUUAAUAUUUCGUUCGAAUUUUCAACUUCUUAAUAUUGACAAAUUUACUACAGCAAAAAGGCAAAUAUGAUAACAGACCAAGAUAUAAAUACAACAAAUAUUUGACAAUAAGUAAACAUAAUGACCCCUACCCACUUAUAAAAAAGUCAGGGUACAAAAUGGAUGAUGGAGUAGCACAUUGUUAUAAAGUUAUAUUAAAAUGAAAUCCGUACCAUCUCCAUUGAAAGUAAUAUCUGCAAUGAUAAGUUUAAUUCAAAAUAGCAGCCAACAUACCUUAACCUUCACAAGCUGAUGUUAUAAAUAGACUGCAUAAAAUAGUUCCUAGGAGCUAUAUUUUAUAUUUUGGCUUAAAGAAUGAGGAAAUAUAGAACUUCAGAAACCACAUGGGUUUAACACUAGACGUUAAACGAGCUGUGUCAUGAAAUUUACCAAAAUGUAGGCUGUGGGAACUGCCACCAAAUUGAGUGAAACAUAAAAAUAACCGCUUAAGACAUUAAAAGAUGGUAUAAAUGACUCAGCAAAUACAAAAGAAGGUACAGAUGGGAAAACAUGAAGAAGAUUAAAACGGAUUGAAAUUUUGGUUUUUGAAAACUUGUUAACCUAACAGUUUUUCAAAGUUCAUUCAUUUUUCGUCCGUAACGCUUGAUAUGCUUGGGAGAAACAUCUGUUUAAAACGAAGCUUUGAUUUCUUCAUUUCUUUGCCAACGUAACCCUCAAAAACGAAUAGGGACCACGUAACUGGCAAUAUUAACAAAAUGAACCAGAUAGCCGUGACACAGCACCUUUUAUAAUAAGUAGAGGAGUUUGUAUCUGCAUUGUUUGAGAAGUUUUGAAUAACAGUAACAAUUUCCAGUCAACGAACCAUGAAAGCUCAAGGCAAAAUCGCAAAGGAUUAGUCUCAGUGAAGAAAUGAAAGGAAAAACAAUUAGGAAACUUACGGCCGAGCAAUACAUCAAAAUACCAGUGAUCACGUGAAGAAAUUACCGUGAGGAAACUAGGCAUGAGUCAAAUCCCCACCUCGCUCCCCGACUUCCAUGGACUUCCAUGAAUAUGCUAAGCAAAUCCUGAGAAAUCCCCCACCCCCACGGGCUAACCAUGCCUUCAAAUACCAUAAAAAUCCCCCACAUUGCCCCACAUAGGCCCGGGGUGGGGGGGGGUCGGGGUUUCAAUUGAUAAGUGCAUAAUCCCCGCUGGAAAUCGUUGCUUUGGAAAUGUGGGACAUCCCACGACUUUUAACCCAAUUUUACUAUGCUUUUUCAGUUCCCGCUAACAAAAUUUUUCAAACACAAACUGUUUUCGUGUUUACAGAAAGUUGAUCAGGUGAUCAAGUAAUGGCCUAUCAGUGAAAAAAUUAGACAAUGGCAACUUUUCUUGACUUCAAGAACAAUAGCAGUUAUUUCUUGUGAAAAUACUAGACCCACAUGUGAAAUGACAUACCGUAAAAUUGCGAAAAUAAGCCCCUCCAUGUACAAGCCCCUCCAAAUAUAAGCCCCCCAAACCGGUAACGCAAACAACCUUCCGUUAAAUAGCUCCUCCAAUAAGCCCCCCGGGGCUUGUACUUGGAAAAUUGCCCUCAAAUACAAAGUAAAACAAAGCAAAAACGGUAAAUUCACUUCUAACUAUAAGGCCAGCCCAAACGAUUUUGAAACACAAAUUUCCCUCCGAUUAUAAGCCCCUCCAAAAAUAAGCCCCUCAUAAAGGGCCUUUGAAAAAUAUAAGCCCCGGGGCUUAUUUUCGGAAUUUUACGGUAACUCAUCGCCAUUAGUCUUACAACCUCAGGGUAGGGGGCAGGGGUUGACUUUCAUGUAAUGGGUGGGAUGCUUGUUGGAGAACUGAAGUAAAACCCCGCAAUAAAAACUGUCAGGGUGUGACUCAAACUUUAUUUAACCCUUUAAAGACCCCAUCAAACGUCCUCUAAUGGCCACCUCUCCAUAAUGGUCACUUCUUUGGUGGACAGUCAAGCUGCCACCUGCCACCUGCCACUUUCUUCUGUCCUGAAGUUGGCUGUUAUAAAGAGGGUCAAGUGUACCAUAUUAUAAAAAGACAGCCAAAUAAAAGGUAGUGUUUUUUUUCUUUUUUUCGUAUAUGGGAUAAAAUCAUGUUUUACUGAAUGCUUCCUUCCCUCUUCGGACUUUCUUUGUUUCUUCCUUUUGCCUUCUGCUUCCUCAUCUCCUCACUCUCCUCCCUAAAAAUGAUACCCAUUGGGUAAAAGUACUCUUGAUUUGUUCUGAGCACCCUAGGUAAUACCAUAAUCUCCUAAUUCCUACCCCUAAAUGACACAAAAAUCUUUCCUGCCCAUUUAUGGAAAUCUUCCUGGGUUUAUUAAUAGGAGUACUCCCUGUCAUGUAUUAUUCCUUCCGAAGAAAGUUUUGAUACAAACUAUUUUUAUCAUUGCUUUCCCCAACCAGGCUUAAAGCAGCUGGAUAUAAGAUACGAUUUUGCACAAAUGAGGAUCAGUGCUCAAGAGAACAGCUUGUCAACAAACUUAGGGGGUUUGGCUUCAAUCUCUCUUCAUCUGAAGUUUUUGCACCAGCUCCUAAUGCAAGAAAGAUUCUUGAAGAACGCAAUCUCCGCCCAUUCCUUUUGAUCCAUCCUGGGGGAAUUCCAGAGUUUGAAGGUUUGGAUUGUCAUGAUCCUAACUGUGUUGUGAUUGGUGCAGCUGAGGAACUUUUAACUUAUGAUAAUAUGAAUAAGGCCUUCAGAGUGCUUUUGAAUUCAAGUAAUCCUAUCCUUUUGGCAACAGGAUAUGGGUAAGGUUGUCUAAAUACUUUUUCAGUGUAGUUUUGAUCUGGAAGUGUUGUAGGGGAUCAAGACAGUACAUACUAUUUCUACCCUCUACAAUCUCCCUCUAAUUUCAAAUUCAAGGAUUGGGACUGCACACACCAGACCCUGACUCUCACCCCAAAGUAAGCCUUCACUGCAGGCUAGCACAAGUGUAACGGACACACUAUACAAGCUCACAUUCAUUACUUUCACUCCUUUAUUCCAGAAGAAGUCCAUCCUCCUGAUGUGGGGUUUGGAGGGGUGGAAAAAGAAUGCAUGGGGGUAAAAGAACAUGAAGUUGUUAAAUUUUUUCAAAAGUUCUUGAAUGUGUUUAUGUUGUUGUUAAAUUUUAUCCUUGGUUUAAAUUUUAUUAAUUUUUUACAAAUUUCUUUGUUUUUGGAUAUGGUAAUGAUAAUGUUUUGAAACAAAGGAAAAAAUUUAAACCAAGGAUAAAAUUUAACCACAACAUGUAUAAAAGAUAAUACAUGUAGACAUGGGCAUCCAUGCAUCAGGAAUAUCAAUUCCACUAUCCCUGUUAAUUUAUAGCAGCAAGGGUGAAGUCUUAAGCUCUAGCCUAAUUCUGUUACCCUGCAGGAUCUAUGCAAAGUGACCAAACUGUGAGACAUGAUAACUCUAUAUUUAUUAAUGUAUCUUCCCCAAUGAAUAACCACAAUUUAUCUCUAAAUCUCAUCUCCUUCUCAGUAAGCAUCACUUACAUGCCUUGUCAAGACAACCAGAGAAUACAAAUGGUUACCCUUUGACCUUUCUUCCCUAGGCGUUAUUACAAAAAAGGCUCUAAUCUAAUACUGGAUGUGGGUCCCUACACAAAAGCUUUAGAAGUAAGCAUUUCUUUGCAGUCAUUGCUGUUUUAUGUCAUCAUUCCUGUGGGAUUGAUCACUUUAUUGUUUAAUUAACAGCUUUUCUGUUUCUCCAUAGUUUGCCUGUGAUGUGAAAGCUGAGAUUGUUGGCAAACCAUCAGCAAAGUUUUUUCUUGCUGCAAUAGAGGACAUGCAGAUCCCUCUUGAAGAUGUGAGUAUCAUUUUGAUAUUCAAUGCUCAAGCUGGAUUUAACAUUUUACUCAGUUUUCAGUUUAAUCAUAGUAGUAGAUGAGACUGGUUAUGAAAGCUGGCAAAGUUGAAAACGGUGGUGUUGUGGUUUACGUUGGAAGCUCUCUAACUGUGCACAAUCCUUUGUUUUUUGUUUACAAUUUGUGACUGAAUGAAUUAAUGCAAUGUUUCUUUUGGUCAACAAGUUCAAAACAAUAGGAAUUCCAUUGAUUCAAGGUCAGGUCCAGAGAGGCUAACACCAAGUUAACAAAGAAGUCUAAUGGGUUUCAUAACCAUUCAACUUUAAUAACUAUGGUUUAAUCCAUGACAGCCCUAUCUAUUAGAAAACCUCUACUAUUUUCUUUGAUUUUUUCAUUCUAGACUGCAUGACAGUUGGUUUUUUUUCUCAAAAUCGCUUUUCAAGGAGUGAAGCUCCAGCAUAGUGUCAGAGUCUCACUUUCCUCUUUCAGAGUUGCUCCAGACCUUUUGUUCAACUGUUUGCAUGUACUGGUGAUUUUUUCUGACUGUUCACACAUACAUGACUAUGCAAAAAUAUGAAUUGUUUUGCAGUCUAUUUUUAUCCAAAACAUUUAAACUUCCUAUUUUCCUGUUUUUUUUUUCCCCUUAGGCAGUAAUGAUUGGUGACGACAUCGUGUCAGAUGUUGGUGGGGCUCAGGCAUGUGGAAUCCGUGGAGUUCAAGUCAGGACUGGAAAAUUCAGGUAACAUCAUUGUUUUUUAUUCUCAGCUGCUGUUUAUAAAAAUUGGGAAGUAACAAAAGACCUAGCAAUUUCCAGAAAGCUUUUAUUUAUGAAUGGAGUUAAGCCCACAUUCGAUGAACGAGGAAUAUGGUCUUUAGUAAAAUACUGGAAUUGAUCAUACUAUAAUCCUGGUUACACAUACUGUAGGAAACGAUAGUUCCCUGCAGUAUUCCUUUCAUGAUAUAUUAGCUUUUUUUGUGGUGUUUCCCAGUGAAGCUCACACACCUUUGCUUCCUGCAGUUUACUUUGCUGUUUGAAAGAAAGCCAACUCUGACUAGACUAGAAAGGCAAGUUGUUUCAAGCCAAACAAAAAGUUGAAAUUUGUAUUUAUGGUAACAUAAAUAACAAUGAGAAUUUAUAUCAAACAAUUUUUUCAAACAAUGUGAGGGUUGUCCAAAGUACCAUUAGUGCCUUUCAUAUGAGUUGAAAAACACACAAUUUGACUUUUAAAUUCAACUCCAUAGAACAUGACUGAGCAAUGAACUGGGUCUGAGACUAGAGUUCAAUAUCUAUAUAAUUUUUUCUGAUCUUCUACUCUUUAGGCCACAAGAUGAACAUCACCCAACUGUAACACCAGAUGGAUAUGUGAAUGAUCUGGCAGAGGCAGUAGAACUUAUCCUCAAGCAUAACUAACCUUGUGCAGGCUGUGUGCACAUAGCAUUUCCAUUGGUUAAAGUACAAAUCAUUGAAUUUCUGACAACUUUCAUUACAAAGUUAAAUGGACUGUUGUUGGCAGUUCAAAAACACUGUUUCUUCUCCUAAACGUUCCAGACAACGUUUAUCACUUUGCACACUGAACUAGGGAAAAAUGAAGUGGAUCUAACUAAAGAAUCUGUCGGCAGUUCAAGUUAACAUUUGACAAGGGUCGAUACAAGCAAAUUCUACAUACACACAGCUGUAAGAUAGUCAGCAGGGUAGAUGGCUAGAUUAAAUAAUUUUGAAUUUACCCUGGGUUUUGAUGUUUGGACAUCAAAACACUCCCUAUACAUGGAUAACAU
This is a messenger RNA of Porites lobata, 6100 nucleotides long. The record is from the annotation of a GenBank genome assembly. Lineage: Eukaryota; Metazoa; Cnidaria; Anthozoa; Scleractinia; Poritidae.